AUGACGAAGGGAACGCCAGCUGGUCAGCAAGCGAAGAAUGCUAAGAACAAGCCCAUCCUCCUGAACAAGAAGCUACUAAUCAUCAAGUCCAAUGAAGAUAUUAAGAAGCUGAUAAAGAAGGAGAAUCCGACGGAGGAAGAAGUGAACGAAUUGAAAGCAGUACUGGAAAGUAGCGAAAAAAAGACGGAAAAAAAAAAAAAAAAAAAUAUUGUAAUUCCAAGAUUUAAAAUAUGCGAAGAUGACGAAACGUAUACAAGUAAAUUAAAAACAUUUGAGAAGCCCGCGCAUUACAUCAGGUAUGAACUUUACAAAGACCAAGUGACAGGGAUAAAAUUAACAGACGGAUCAAUUAUCCAUUACGACUUGUUAAAAGAAGAUGAAUUGUUCCUCCAAAGUCUUAACUCGUCCAUAAAUAUCCAAUUAAAUGAUGAAGAUUUCUGUAAGCUAAUUGAUAAGUUUGAAAAAAUUACGGGCUAUUCGGAAAAUAAAGAAGAAAUAAAUUUGAAGGAUGCAAUAAAAGCUACGGCCGAUUUGAAAAUCAACCUCAAGAGUAACGUUGUAAAGGAUAUCCAUACGUACUGGAAAAGUAAAAGAAAAAAAUUGGGGAGACCACUGCUUAGAAUGUUUUGGAAUAGCUCCCAAAAUAUUUUGCCACACUAUUCAGUGUUCAGGUCGAGAGUGAAAGAAAAAAUGACACUGAGGAAACACAAGAAGAAGAACAGCGAAAUUAUUUUAAAGAUGCAGGAACUUAUAGAAGAUUUUCGACGACUGGAUAGAAUUUUACGAAAAAUGAAACAAAGGGAUGAGAAAAAAUUACUUCUACUACAGUUGAACUCCAUCCUUUUUGAUCAGAGAAAAAACGAAAUAAAAGAUAAGACCUAUGUCUGUCCCAUGUGGAAUUAUUUUAAAGAUUAUAAAAUGGAGAAAAUUUACAAAAAGUUGAAGAAGGACAAAUAUUACAAGAGCAUGUAUAGCGGCGCUAACACGACCAGCCACCAUCGGGGGAGCCGCCAUCAUGAGAGUGACCAUCACACCAAGUGUCAUCACUCGCACCGCGCACAUCGCACACACCGCUCUCAUCACUCGCAUCACCCGCAUCACUCUCACCAUGCUCACCUCCACAACGACUCCAUCGUUAGCAGAAAAAUCAACAAAAGAGCAAAGAGCCAAGGAUUAUGCGAGCAAAUGAAUGCCACGAAAAUAAAUAGAAAUGAAUACCAAAAUGUGGUCCUGGUUAAGAGGCGAGGGAGAAGCAACAGAAUAUGGGUAGACCGAAAGUUCGUAAGCGAAAUGAAUAACGAGGAUAUAAAUUGCUGCGACCUUUCGUAUACCUUUAAUGAUUUCGUGGAGGCCUCCCUAAAUUUAAAAAAAAAUUACGAAGAAGAUUUAUCCAACUACAUCUCCGGAAAGCAGAAACAUAUACCCAUCAAGUUGGGCAUUAAAAGUGGCGACAUAAAAAAUUUAGAUUCCAACUUUUUUAGCAAUCAAAAAAAUGGGGAACAGCAGCCAGGGGAUGGGGGCGCAGCGGAGAUGGACAUCGCAGGGAUUGGUACCACUGCGAUAGGAACGUCUCCAUUGGGCAACCCUGACGACGGAGGUGUCCUCUUCGAGAAGUACGAAGAAAUGAAAAAGGAAAAAAAAAGGAGGAAAAGAAAAAAAGAGUCCAAAGAUGUCGCUCCGAACACCUCGUACGACCCGAUCAAUGCUUCUCCCGCCCAACCACAACCAGUGGAAGACGAGUUAACCGCAUCGCACAGAUAUGCAAACGGUAUUACCGGCGUACCUGUGGAAGGAAAUCAUAACUAUUUUGACUACCCCUCAAACUAUAACAACCAAAAGGAAGACAAACGAUUUUUUAGUUCCAUUUGCAGCAAGGGGGAAGCAGAGUUAAUAGGGAAUAGCUCCCUAUGGGGAAAGUACAACACAAAUACGAAUGAAGCAUGGAACGGAAAAACAAAGCCCUUUGAGGAUGAAUCACCUUACCCACUGAUGAAUCUUUCUAACGAUAAGAUGGAGAAUACACUGAAUGAAUAUAAAUUUACAGCGAAUGGAGAUGCAAACAAUAAAAAUGCAAAUACCAAUUCGGUUCAUAGUAGUGAGGAGGCAAGUUAUAACAGAGCGCUUUUUCAAUUCGAGGAUUUGGUUAACCCACAGCUCAAUAGGGACAACUACAUUUUCUGUUUGAGCAAAUAUGCGUGUGUACAGAAACGCAUUUUAUUUUACCUCGAAAAUAUGCUUAAUUUUGAUAACUAUAAUUUUAAGAGCAAGAAAAGGGAAUCCAGCACAAAUGUGCCUCGGGGCGCGUCCAGUGGAGCGGCACCGGUGCAGCUUCCCCACGAAGGCCAGAACAUGGACAAAGGGGAACAGGUGCAAGAGGUAGGCAACUUGGUGGAGCCCAAUCAUAGGCCACAGGAGGGUAUUGAGACCAUCGCGCCGGACACAAGUGACCUACUGCACAUCGACACGCAUAACUAA
Molecule: messenger RNA, 2475 nt
Organism: Plasmodium knowlesi strain H
Lineage: Eukaryota; Apicomplexa; Aconoidasida; Haemosporida; Plasmodiidae
Product: conserved protein, unknown function
Exons: 1
Coding region: 1-2475 (824 amino acids)
Biological process (GO): regulation of transcription by RNA polymerase II
Cellular component (GO): piccolo histone acetyltransferase complex
Source: RefSeq, a predicted model, not a curated record